Messenger RNA from Alosa alosa (allis shad), 3387 nucleotides. Its product is annotated as immunoglobulin-like and fibronectin type III domain-containing protein 1. The record is from RefSeq and is a predicted model, not a curated record. Bases 40 to 3288 code for a protein of 1082 amino acids. The transcript is spliced from 21 exons. NCBI's taxonomy places the organism in Eukaryota, Metazoa, Chordata, Actinopteri, Clupeiformes, Clupeidae. Gene Ontology annotation, molecular function: protein binding.
CCAGUGCAAAUCAAAAGGCGCUCCAGGGUCCCCGGUGUUAUGAUCACACAGUUUGUGGAGGAGAUUCCAUCAGGUUGCACCACUCCAGACUUCACCCGCAAGCCGUUUGCAGUGACCAUUCCAGAGGGAAAACUAGCCCUGUUUAAAGCAAUUGUGUCAGGAGAACCAGCUCCAAAUGUGACUUGGUCUCGGAGUAAAGGAGAUACUGCUGAUACGGAAAAAUUCAAGGCCCGAUAUGAUGACAAGAUGGGAGAGUACAUUUUUGAGAUCAUCAGUGUUGAUACAAACCAAGCAGACACCUAUAGAUUUUUUGCUACAAAUCCUUAUGGAAGAGCUGUGUGUACGGCCACUUUGAAUGUUAUUGAAGUUGGAUUUAAGAAGAAGCAGCCAGUUGUUGUCAAAAAUGAUCCAGAGGAUUUCAGGAAACUUCUAAAAAAAACAGUAAUUGUGAAAAGAAAGCCUAAAAAGGUCCAAAAGGAAGGAGAAAUUGAUCCAGCUUUCUGGGAAGUUCUGUUGUCCGCUCCCAAGAAAGAUUAUGAACGCGUUUGUUUUGAGUAUGGAGUGACAGACUUCCGUUGGAUGCUAAAGAAAUUGAAUUUAAUGAAGAAAGAGAGAGAGAAGGAACAGGCAAAGUAUGUCGAGAAAGUGGAAAGUGUGAAACAGAUUGAAGUGAAAACCGACGGAAAGGCUGAGUUUGAGGUUGCCAUGCAGCUGUUGGACCCUAACAGUCAAGUGCUCCUCUUUAAGGAUGGUGUUAUGGUUGAUUAUGGAACUAACAAUGAUAAGAAACAUAAUCUUGAGCAAAAAGGGAGUAAGUAUAUAUUCAGCAUCAAUGAUCUUGGACCAGAUGAUGCUGGCCUUUAUCAAGUGGAUGUAGAAGAUGCCAAUGUGCUCUCAACUAAUUUCAAAGUUCCUGAUGUUGAAUUUACCUCCGCACUUAAAAACUGCGAAGCCAAGGAAGGCGAGGCAGCUUCAUUUGAGUGUGUCCUGUCUACUCCAGUUGAUAAGAUCAUGUGGUAUGGAAAUGAUGUUGCAAUGGAAAACGAAGCAAAGUAUGACAUCACUGUUUCAGCAGCAGCAGCAGCAGCAGCAGCAGCAGCAGCAGCAGCAGCAGCAGCAGCAGCAGCAGCAGCAGCAGCAGCAGCAGCAGCAGCAGCAGCAGCAGCAGCAAUAUUCAUAAUUGUAUUCUCACUUACUUCAGAUUCUGGAGUCCAUUUUGCCAGUGGAUUAACAAACACCACCGCUAACAAGGGAGAAUCAGCUGAGCUUUCCUGUGUUCUCAGCAGCGAGAGCUGUGAGGGCAUUUGGUACAAGGAUGGAAGGAAGUUGGACUCAACAGAGGGUACUACUAUUAGAAAAGACGGGGCCACCCACAAACUGAUCAUCCACAGCUGCGAUGACGAUUCUGCAGGGAUAUACCGUUUUGAGGCAGAUGGGCGCAAAUCGGAGGCAACGCUCAGCAUCGAAGAUCCACCAAAGAUUGACUUGGAUUCUUUGAAAGCAUUCCAACAGCCUGUCAUCAUCAAAGCAGGUGAAAAUGCAUUGUUCAAGCUGCAGUUCAAUGGGAAGGAGCCAAUGAAGGUGCAGUGGUUCAAGCAAGACGAGGAGAUGCUGCCAGGCCUGAACGUUAAGACUGACUCCUCUGACACGUAUACUUCCCUGGGCUUGAGUAAAUGUCAGCGGAAGGACACUGGAGAAGUCAGAGUCAAAAUCAAAAAUGAGCAUGGCACUAUUGAUGCCACUACACAGCUCAUAGUGCUGGCCUUCCCUGGUCUCCCGGCUCCUCCAAAGAUAGUCAGUGCUUAUAAGGAGUGUAUUAACUUGACCUGGCUUCCUCCAGCCAAUACUGGUGGAUCUAACAUUAUUGGCUACAACCUGGAGAAACGCAAGAGAGGAAGCAACUUGUGGAGUAUGGUGAAUCGCCCUAAUGAGCCAAUUAAAGAGAAAAAGUGUGCAGUGAAGGAUGUGAUUGAGGGGGCAGAGUACGAGUUUCGAGUGGCUGCCAUCAACAUUUCAGGGGCAGGAGACCCCAGUGGUCCCUCUGAGUUGGUGUUUGCCAGAGACCCCAAGAAACCCCCAGGGAAAGUCAUUGACCUGAAAUUGACUGGCUCUAACUACAAUAGCCUGAGUCUCUCAUGGACCAAGCCAAAGACAGUGGUAGGAGUGGAGGAUGAAGCCAAGGGCUACUUUGUGGAGGUCCGACCAAUCGACAACAUUGAAUGGAGUAGAUGCAAUGCCACUGCCUCCAUACUGACAUCCUUCACUGUGAUUGGCCUAAAGUCUAUGGCUAUGUACUGGGUCAGAGUGAUUGGCACAAAUGAUGGGGGAGAGGGAGACCCACAGGGCUUUGACAAUUACAUCAUCGCCAUGCCUCCUCCUGUGAAACCGAAGUUCACAGAUAAAAACAUGAAAACCUUCAUAGUUAUAAGGGCAGGAAACACAGUGCGGGUUCAUAUCAACUUUGAGGCCUCUCCCAUGCCAGAUAUCACCUGGUUGAAGGACGGAGCUCCAGUGGCCAACCAUGUCACCAUCACCAACUCACACAAGGGCUCCCAGUUGCUAAUCCCUACCUCGGAGCGCACAGACACAGGCAUCUACACCAUCAUCGUCAAGAACCUCGUUGGCCAGGAAACUUUCAACAUUGAGAUCAGAGUGACAGAUGACCCCAAGCCUCCAGGCCCUGUGGAACUGGAGCAGAACGUCCAAGGGACGGUGACAAUCUCUUGGGUCCCGUCUCCAGAUGAGAAGCGUGACGAUCAUCUCCACUAUCUGGUGAUGAAGCGUGACUCCAUCAAGCGCACCUGGCGCAUUGUGGGUGACCGCCUCUUCAACCACCAGUUCACUGCGGCCAGCAUCUUGCCGGGCCGAGAGUACAACUUCCGGGUGUUUGCAAAAAACGACAUGGGCAUGUCAGAGCCAGCGAUGGCACCGACAUGGGGCACGGUGGUAAAGAAAGAGAAAUUUACCCUCAACAUGCCGGAGUCCAAGCCCCUGGACUUACAGUGUCCUCCCAAGUUCCUGGUUCCUCUGAAGCUGCACGCUGCACCCCAGGGCUACGAGUGCUACAUGAGCUGUGCCGUGAAAGGGAACCCCACACCCCACGUCACAUGGUUCCACAACAACGUCAGCCUCAACACCAAUAUCAACUACUACAUCUCCAACACCUGUGGCGUCUGCUCCAUGCUCAUCCUAAGGGUUGGUCCCAAGGACACUGGAGAGUACAAGGUCAUUGCAGACAACCCUCUGGGAGUGGCAGAGUGCUCCACUCAGCUCACUGUCCGAGAGUAGAAGAUGCUUUGCGCUGAUGAUCUGCAGAAGUAGCAGCUAUUUCAAGAUCGCUGCAUAAUAACUUAUACCCUGUCUGGCUCAUGUUGUGGAGGUUCCAGU